GCGAUCAUAGUACAAACCAGCAGAAGUGCAGCGGCACUCUUAAACCGUAUGGACAACGAGCGUGUAUUGCACUUCAUAGCAUCUACCAGAACAGGAAAACAAGUGUCUUGUACUGAUUGAUUGUUGGUUUAUUACGCAGACUUUGAAGCCUGUUCUUUAUUUGAGCUUUAGAAUCUUGAAUUUUUUUCCUUGAAGAUUGAGAAAAAUCAAUUGCAGUUGGAUACAAAGACAUAAUUGAAUCGGUUUAAUUGCAAUUUCUUGUGUUCCUGGCAUCAAUGGAUCUCUCAAUCCAAAUACCUGACGCUCCUGAUGUACUUCACAGUUUCCUUCCUCUCUUUCGCGUAUUCAAAGAUGGCCGUGUCGAAAGGUUCAGUCAAACUCCCUUCACCCCUCCGUCUGAUUCGGAAGAUCCGAACGCCGUCACCGGUGGUGUCCGAUCAAAAGACAUCGUCAUCUCACCGGAAAACAAGGUAGGAGCACGGCUAUUCCUUCCCAAAACAAUCAAACCCGAUGAGAAACGUCCCCUCCUCAUCUACAUCCACGGUGGUGCCUUCGCCAUCGAAUCGGCCUUCUCCAUUCAAUACCAUAACUACGUUAGCUCCCUCGUAGCCGAGGCGAAUAUCAUCGCCGUGUCCGUCGAAUACAGGUUGGCUCCGGAGCACCCCGUGCCCGCGUGCUACGACGAUUCCUGGGCAGUGAUUAAUUGGGUCACAGCUCAUGCCAAAGAUAGACAAGGCCCCGAUUUAUGGAUUAAUAAUCACGCCGACUUCACCAAGGUCUUCUUCUCCGGCGACAGCGCUGGAGGUAACAUUGCCCAUAACAUGGCAGUGAGAGCAGGUCAAGAUGGGCUGGGCGACGGCGUAAAGCUCGAGGGAGUGAUUUUGAUGCAUCCCUUUUUCGGUGAUGGGAAGCCUAAUAAACUUUGGGAGCUUAUCUGUUCAGACUUUAAGGGAUGGGAGGAUCCAAGGCUGAAUCCGAUGGCUCAUCCGGGUUCGUUAUCGAGCCUUGUUUGUGGCAAGAUUCUGAUUUGCAUAUCCGAGAAAGAUAUCAUCAGAGAGAGUGGUCAGCUUUACUAUGAGGCCUUGAAGAAAAACGGAUGGAAAGGUGAGUUGGAUUUGGUGGACAUUGAAGAGGAGGGUCAUGUUUUCCACCUCUUGAACCCAGAUUGUCACCGCGCCGGAGUCUUGAUGAGACGGGUGGUUUCAUUUCUAAGAGGAUAGGCAGCGGUGAUCGAAUAUUGGAAUCUAAUGCAUCAACAUUCAGAUUUCAGACACCAAUAGAAGAGAUUGCAGGGAGCUAAACUUGAGUGGAUAAUCCAUCAGUGGAUUAAACUCCAUGAUAUAUGGUAUUGAGUUCGUAAUCGUAGUUGAUAUUAAAGUGAUGAUUACUUGUGUAUGUAAUUUGUAUCUUUUAUUAAUAACCGUUAUCAUGUUGUUUAAAGGCACAUCUCAAUGAAACUGUUAUUUCUAAA
Molecule: messenger RNA, 1471 nt
Organism: Coffea eugenioides
Lineage: Eukaryota; Viridiplantae; Streptophyta; Magnoliopsida; Gentianales; Rubiaceae
Product: 2-hydroxyisoflavanone dehydratase-like
Exons: 2
Coding region: 276-1220 (314 amino acids)
Molecular function (GO): hydrolase activity
Source: RefSeq, a predicted model, not a curated record